AUGCUCAAAUCUAUUUCAUAUCUCUUCCUAUUAAUUCUUCCAUCACAUAUCAUUUUCUCUCAAUCGAGCACCUAUACAGCUUAUCAAAGUAGUUUUGCAUAUGUGACGACAUGCGGAUCAACUCAAUAUUAUGACAUUGCUCUGUUACAAUGUUCAUCCUGUCCAUCGAACGCUACGCAAAAAUCAACCGAUCGAACACAAUGCGAUUGCAUAUCGAACUCAUAUUACUAUGUUAUUAAUCAAGGUGGUGGUUCAUUAAUAUGUUCAGCUUGUCCAACAGGAUUGGUACGAUCGACUGACGGUUUCGGAUGUACUGCGGACAAUAGUACUUGCGAUACGACGUUAACAACAAGAGUUCCUACCGAGUCGGCGCUUGACGGAACGGCAAACACGGGCAGCUCAACAUCAGUUUCAAGUCAAGCACGUCUUGCCCAAGAGACAUGCGUAACCUGUGUGGCUGGUACAUGGUCUGAUCCAGAUAAUCAACGAUGUACUCCAUGUGCCAAAGUUACUCCGCAAACGGGUGUACCAUCGGGAACGAUCAGUUGUUGUAGUACUAGUGCGAUUCAAGAUGGAAUGUGUUUAACAUAUCUCAGUGGCAUUCUUGGUACGACUAUCUCACCUACAUAUCUCAACACAUUUGACAGUCCAACACUCUCGCUAUUUUUCCAACAACAUCUCAGUGCAGCAGUAUAUCUGUGUCGCAUGAAUUUAAAUUCGACCACGACUCAAACAAACAAUCGCACUCUUCUAUCGAAUGUAACUGCAUGCCAAAUCUUAGCCAACAUAGCCGCCAUGCAAUUCUACUAUCCUGUCACUAACUAUGCCUACUACCUCUAUCAACAAUAUAUCUGGGGACUGACAUCAAUUUGGAACGCAUCGUUCGCAAGACCAUCGAUUCCAUUUCUACAAUAUCCAUCAACAUACUAUCAAGAAGUGAAUAGCGCGUCGUACAAUUGGAUUCCAGUGACAUUCGGUCAAAAUAAUAUAUUACAAAUCAAGCUGGCAAAAUACUCUCCUACGGGACAAUACCUGGGUCUUUUCGACGCAUAUGAUGCAUAUUUACUUUUAUGCGGUGGAAGUUAUACAGAUGGAAAACCGUCAUUCACAUUUGGCACUCAUUAUAAGAAAAUAUGUACUAUCCGUGCUGAUACAUUAUGGUCUUCAACUCUGUACGACACGGCAUUCUUUGAUCCAUAUAUCGUGUUCACUCAAUCGGGCACCUCUCGUCUGUUACCGACGCCAGUUGUGAUCAGAAACUAUCAAAGUGACAGUAGUACAGCACCGAAUAUGAAUGAUGAUGAAUCAACUUGGGUUUAUCAUCGACGAUUCUUUCUCAUUGAUCGUAUCUCUGGCAUAACUCAAAAUAAAGAAUUGAGAAACAUUCAUUAUGCGAAAUCAAUCAGACUUCUCAAUACAUUGACUAGUGAUACAAAUUAUAUCCAACCGCCAGUGAUAGUCGUUGAAUAUGGAGAAUUGUCCAUAUCCGAUCUAGGGAAAAAUGCCGUUGUUCAGAUUACAUUCGAAACUGAAUACCGAAUGAAUCUCGACGCACAUAUUCGUAGUAUUUGGAUCGCUAUUGGUGUUCUAUGCGGAUUAAGUUUAAUACUGGCAGUAAUCGAAACAAUGAUUUGGUAUUCGCGAGCGGGAAAACAAGUUAUCGAUUUAGGAACAAUCGGAAAAUUCUUUCUCUAUGUCAUCAAUGCUGUUGGUACGAUUUUCUUCAUCGUUAUGGCGGGUGUAUCACUUUGGUGGUUGAUAUUUUACAAAAGACAAGAUGCAUUGUAUUUGGUUAUUCCAACAUCGAUUCAACAAGCUUCAUUCACUGUACUCGUUGUUGUUGCAUUUGUAUUGAAAUCAUUGGAUAUUCUCCAAUUGAUCAUUCGACAAGCCAGUGUUGAUAUUUUCUUUAUCGAUUGGGAGAAGCCUAAGUCAGGAAAUUUGAAUACCGUUUCGGCAUGGCGAUCGUACUUUGUCGCUAAUGAAUUCAGUGAAAUUCAGACAUUCCGUCGAAUUAAUGUGACACUCCAACUCAUCUUUGUUCUACUUUUGUUAAAAGUAAUUAACUUAGAAAAUGUAGCCACUAUUCAACCCGAAGUUAAUCUUUUCCCAUCAUCUUCUGAUUACCAACCAGAUUAUAAUGGCAUUCUACGUGUAGGAAUCGCUUUCUCCAUGUGGUUAGCUGUUGCGUUGAUUCAAUAUCUGGUUUAUAUUCUCUUCUAUCAGCGGCGAGUUGAGGAUAAAAUAAUAAACUUUAUUGAUCUAUGUUCGGUAUCGAAUAUCAGUGUUUUCAUUCUUAUGGAUAAUCUCUAUGGAUAUUACAUUCAUGGACGUUCUCCGCAUGGUUUGGCAGAUGUGAAUAUGAAAGAUAUGAUGUUGAAUUUAAAUCGAGAAGAUAAUCAAAUGAUCGGCAAACGUGGUUUGCAACCGAAUUCCGAUGAGCAGAUAUUUAUUGUUCGAGUUGAUCGAGCAUUUCGAUUGCAAUACGAGACCCUACUUCAAAGUUAUCAAAAUCGAAUCUUGUCACGUUUGACAAAAAAAGGCGAAGAACACGAAUCCGAAAUUCUCUUGGCAUCUUACCGAAAUUUAAAUGAAUUUCUUUGUGCCUUUAUGAGCCAGUCCUUACCAAUAUAUAGUUACACUGUUCGACACCGAUAUUUCCUAGAGAAAAUUCUGAAUAUCGAAUUCGGAUUACGCACAACACCCGAUGCGAAUGGAUAUACUGAAAGUACAUUCUUUAUCGAUGUGGAUCGAAAUUUCACGAAAAUAUUAUUCUGUGGCUAUGAAAACUCUUUGUUCAUAUGGAAUACAGCAACAUUUCUUUUCAUUGAUUACUUCGCAUCGAAUUACGUUCUAGCAGCGAUCAUUACAUAUUUAUUGAACCUAAUUGCCGAAAAAUUACGUUACUUCUCUUGUCAGAAUUUCAUGGAUAUUAGUGCUCAAAAAACGAACACCUAUAUUGCUCUAGGAAUCCUCGCAGGUUUGGGUGUUCUAAUCGCGUUAGUGCAAACUUGGAAAUGGUUUCUAAGAUCAGGAAGAGAAAUUACUGACAUAUCUACUAUCAGCAAAUUUGUUUUCUACAUUUUUGGUUCCGUUGGUUCUGCAAUAUUACUCGUGACUGCUGGUGUUUCGAUAUAUUUGUUGUUUUAUAAAAGCGAAUAUGAGAAAAACUUUUCCGGAGAAGACUUUGUUUCGUUCGAAAGUUUACUUAAGAUCUUUCUCGUUGUCUCAUUUAUAUUUAAAACAUUGGAUAUUAUUCAUCUGAUCUUUCGACAAGCACGCAUCGAUAUAUUUUUCAUGGACUGGGAAAAAUCCAAAACAGGAAUUUCGAAUAAUGUCGCAGUUUGGCGAACGUAUUUUGUUGCGAACGAAUUCAAUGAAAUUCAAACAUCUCGUCGGAUAAAUGUGACAUUUCAAAUGUUCUUCGUGUUAUUCUUUCUCAAAGUAAUUCAACUAGAAAAUAUUUCCUGUGCUCAAAGUGGCUAUAUCCUAUUCCAAUCGGCUGCUAAUUGUACGGAAUAUAAUCAGAGUUUUCGUACUGGAAUAGGCUUCGUCACAUUAUUAGGCACCGCGAUUGUGCAAUAUCUUGCGUAUGUGUUAUUUUAUCAACGGCUCAUUGCUGAUCGAAUCGUGAACUUCAUUGAUUUGUGUUCAGUUUCGAAUAUUAGCGUGUUUAUUCUCGAUGAAAAUCAACAUGGUUACUACAUUCAUGGACGGUCACCGCAUGGAGCGACCAAUGUGAAUAUCAAAGAGAUAUUGAUGAAUUUAUAUCGGGAAGAAAAUCAAAUGAUUGGAACACGUGGUUUGCAAGCGAAUUCGAAUGAACAAGUGUUUAUCAUGAAAAUGAAUCGAAACUUUCGAAAACAAUACGAUAUGUUGUUUCGUAAUUACAAUAAUUAUGUCGGUCCUCGAAAAAGUCGUGAAGAUACGGAACGUUACACAGACAUGUUACUUCAAUCGUAUCAAAAUCUCAACGGUUUCCUUUGCGCAUUCAUUGAUCAUUCAAUAGCUUCGCAUAAGUAUUUCGUUCGCAAUCGAUACUUUGUCGAAAGAAUUUUCGAUUAUGAAUUUCAAACACAAGCUCAUAUCCAAUCUGACAAUACCGUGGACAAUUUCCUAUAUAUCGACAAUGAAAGAUCAUUUACAAAGAUCUUCUUCUACGGCGAAGAACGAUCACUCUUCCUCUGGAAUGCAGCUACAUUUCUUCUCGUUGAUGCAAUCGCACAAAAUUAUGUCUUAGCUGCUGCUAUCACCUACACUCUAAACGCAAUAUUCGUGUCAAUACGUGAUUCAUUUGGCCGAAGGAAUUUAUCACGGAAAACCUUGAUUCCAAGAAAUUUUUUGAUAUAA
This is a messenger RNA of Adineta ricciae, 4350 nucleotides long. Lineage: Eukaryota; Metazoa; Rotifera; Eurotatoria; Adinetida; Adinetidae. The record is from the annotation of a GenBank genome assembly.